Molecule: messenger RNA, 747 nt
Organism: Naegleria gruberi
Lineage: Eukaryota; Heterolobosea; Eutetramitea; Acrasida; Naegleriidae
Exons: 2
Coding region: 1-747 (248 amino acids)
Source: RefSeq, a predicted model, not a curated record
AUGGAGAGAAAUGUCGUGAUGAUUGCCCAACUGGGCCUCAUUGCAAUUUUAUUCUUUAGUUUUGUGAGUGCGGAACUUGAAUGUGAUUGUGAGAAGAUGUUUGCUCCAGUUAGAUUACCUGCUAAGCAUAAUGACACAGAAUGUGAGCAGUGGGGUUAUCUUCCUUCAACAUCGAAUGGAACACUUCUUGUAAAUCAUACAUUGAAUCAAAAUAUAACUUGGUCAAGCAAUUCAACAGAAUCACAAAAUAAUUCAACAACUUCAUCAUCGAAAAUACCUACCAUACCUGCCAAUAAUAAUAACUCAACAAGAUCGAAAACAGAGGGAAAUACUACUCUUGUAGAAACAAUGGAUCAAGUUCUCAAUGGAAAAGGGAAACAAGCUCAAGCUGGAGUUGCAACAGAUAAAGGAGCUGAUCCAGGGAUGAUUGCAGGUAUUGUAAUUGGAUGUAUUGCUGCUUUAGUCAUCCUGGUGAUAUUUACAUUAAUGAUUAUAGGAGUGAUUAUAUUCAAAUCCAAGUACAAGACUGCCUAUUACUUUGUCCAUGAUGUCAGUGGUAAGAAGAGUUUUGCUGAUGAAACAGCAGAUAUUAUGAGAGAAACAGAAGAAGAAUUCUCAAGUCAUUUCACAGAGAGAAAUGAUAAUGAGAGUGACACUAAUAGUGAAAGAGGAAUCGAUUUGGGUGAAAUGUCUGAUGAUGAAAUUAGUGAAAUUGUUGACUUUUCUAAUGACAAGUUUGAAUAUUAA